AUGGACGAAGUGGGGUUAGAGGCUCUUGGUGUAGCUCAAAAUAAAACCUUUGAUGUAACUCCAGCUGCAAAUGGUGGGGCCGACACGGUGACCAUUAACGCACCCAUCCUCACAGCGUUACCGGCCAAUUCUAAAAACGAAGGAUUCAGAAAAAGACACCAAGCUAUUGCUGACAGUAAGAAACUCAGUUUGCUGGAUACUUUACAUUUGGAUUUGUUUCAACAAGAUCGAUUUCUGCCUAAUGGAGUGGACGUCCGUUUGCGAUUUAAUCGAGCUAGACCCUCUUUCUACAUGAUGAUCAAAGGAGGAAGUACAGGAAAAGUGAAAAUAUUGAGUAUGAUCUUGUGGGUGAGAAAAGUCAAACCCACAGCAGUCAUGAUGAAUACCAUUAAUCAAAGUUUGAACACCCACAGAGCCAAAUAUCCCUUGAGAAGAGUGGAAGUGAAAACCUUUACCAUCCCCAUAGGGACCCAGUCUAAGAUUACAGAUCAUCUGUUUCAAGGUCAGAUACCUAAACGUCUCAUUUUAGGCUUUGUGGAGAAUGCGGCCUUUAACGGAGAUAAAACUAAAAAUCCCUUUCAUUUCCAAAACUUUGGGAUCAAGAAAUUAGAUGUCAGUAUCAACGGAGAGACCAUGAGUACUCGUUGUUUUGAACCUCAUUUCAACGAGGAUUUAUAUCUGAGAUCUUAUCUCAGUCUGUAUCAAGCUCUGGGGAAAUUAGGAGAAGAUUGGGCUCCGGACAUUACCCUAGAAGAGUAUAAAAGCGGCUACACUCUAUGGGGUUGGGAUUUCACUAAAGAUCAAGAGGCGCAAUCGGAUAAAUUCCACAUCAUAGAAACAGGAAAUCUGAGAGUAGAAGUGCAGUUUACCAUCAAUACGGCUACCACCAUCAAUUGUGUGGUGUAUGCAGAAUUCGAUAACUUAUUAGAAAUUAACAAACAGAGAGAAGUGAGCACUGAUUACUAA
This is a messenger RNA of Saccostrea cuccullata (small rock oyster), 966 nucleotides long. RefSeq lists its product as uncharacterized. Bases 1 to 966 code for a protein of 321 amino acids. The record is from RefSeq and is a predicted model, not a curated record. Lineage: Eukaryota; Metazoa; Mollusca; Bivalvia; Ostreida; Ostreidae. The transcript has a single exon.